This is a messenger RNA of Pangasianodon hypophthalmus (striped catfish), 2705 nucleotides long. RefSeq names its product neurexophilin-2. The record is from RefSeq and is a predicted model, not a curated record. Gene Ontology annotation, molecular function: signaling receptor binding. Bases 532 to 1407 code for a protein of 291 amino acids. The transcript is spliced from 2 exons. Lineage: Eukaryota; Metazoa; Chordata; Actinopteri; Siluriformes; Pangasiidae.
AGUUGCGUCUGCGCCACUUUUGCGCAGGAAUGACACAAGCGCGCGCGCGCUCGGGGAAGAGAGAACUCGACCUGUUGGUAUUCAUAUCCAUAUCAGACUGAGAGGAGAGAGAGAGAGAGAGAAGAGAGAGAGAGACACACACACACACACACACACAUACAGAGACUGAGAGAGAGAGAGAGAGAGAGAGAGAGAGAGUUUCUUUUUAAACACCAUUCAGUGAGAGGUGGCCAUUGGCGCUUGAGAGAGAGCUCAUCACCUCAGAGUGUUUUUUUCUCCUGUGGCAGAAGUUGCGUCGCUCAAGCGCAAACUUUUCCCCUUGUCACCACAAGUAUGGAUGUGUUUUAUACAUGUUUUCAGGACUUCAAACGCUGAACCGCGCUGGUUCUUUCACUACUCGUCCCACAUCCACUGUCUGUUUGGUGUAGGCUCGGUGCAGCGGGUUGUGUUUGCGUGGCGCGGCUGUUGGCGUGUGCUGAGUGUGUCCGGUGUAUGUUCACUCCACGGGACUAAGCGCAGUCGGAAGGUGCGAUGAGGCUGCUCGCUUGGAGUUUGCUAAUCCUGAACCAGUGGAUUCUGCGAAAGGUUCAUGGCCUGGAGAAGCAGGUUGGGAAAUCUUUGGAUUACCUGGAGCUAGGCACAGCAGGGUCUGUCCUAAAGCCCCUUCCUUAUGGUGGAGCUGGUGGAGGGGGCAUAGGGGCAGGUGGAGGAGUUAAACCCCCAUUCCAGACCUCCAGGAUAUUCUCCUCUAUGGACCACACACCUAUGAAAACCAAGCCACCCACAUUUGGCUUACCGAACCCAUAUGAUUGGGCCAGGAACCAGUCACAGUUCCUGGAUCAGACAGGCUACCACUCCAAACGCAAACCUCCCCUCAAAACUGCCAUGAAGACCAAAAAGAUCUUCGGCUGGGGCGACUUCUACUUCAGUGUCAAGACCCUGAAGUUCAACCUCCUGGUGACAGGCAAGAUUGUGGACCACGUCAAUGGCACAUUCACUGUCUACUUCCGCCACAACUCGUCGAGCCUAGGCAACGUGUCUGUCAGCAUCGUCCCACCAUCGAAGGUAGUGGAGUUUGAGGUGAUUCAGCAGCAAAGUAUCCUCCAUCAGCCAGAGAUCCAGUUUCACCAGCCUCAUCAGUCAACCAUUGAUCCCAAAGACAUCAAGACCUUCAACUGUCGUGUAGAGUAUGAGAAGACCAACCGCUCUAAGAAGCCCAAACCAUGUCUGUAUGACCCAUCUCAGACCUGCUUCACUGAGCACACCCAAUCCAAUGCUGCCUGGCUCUGUGCCAAGCCCUUCAAAGUCAUCUGCAUCUUCAUCUCCUUUUUCAGCAUCGACUACAAGCUUGUGCAGAAGGUCUGUCCAGACUACAAUUUUCAGAGUGAACAACCUUACUUUGGAUGAAGAGUACCAAAGUGAAUGAAGUAGAGAAUGACCAACAUAUGGGAUGUUGUUAUGUGUUGUGUGUCUCUUCUACUUUCUUAAGGUUAUAUGGAUCCCAUAAGAAAUGGUCAACAUGGUGGACAGUGAGUUUUUACCAAGGUGCUGAGGAGAGGUUUUUGUUCCAAGUUUUCUUUGUACAUAUUGUGAACAAAGCCAACUCAGUUAAGCUCAAUUAAAUGAAUAUUUAUUUAUUGUUUUUGUUGAAUUUUGUCUGUUUGACUGUUAGAAAUUUGGGAAGAAUGAAAGAUACAAAGUGAAUUUUAUAUGACCCUGAGCUCUCAGAAAUGUCAUGACGAUGAUAUUAUAAAUGUAAGGAACAUAGCACUGAUUGUAAUAGAUUCAAAAACUGGAACAGCACCCAGUGAUAUUAUAUUGUGCACCCAGUUUUAAAGCAGCUUAUCAUCACAUCUGCAGAGGAUGUAUAUUACACUGUCAAACUUACAGUGUAAACAAGACACAAAGUGGACAUAGAUACUCUUCAUCAGGAAGGUAUUCUGUUGUCAUUGGGACAUCUAGCAAAUGUUCAACACAGCAUAUGCAACCAGAAAAUACAUAUAUACAUGUAUUCCCAAAAUGUCACUUGAUUUUAGAUUAUAGUCUAUUAAUGGAAGAGGGGGCAUUCUUUCUUCCCAAUAUCUGAAUAAUAUAAUACUACAUAAUAAUAUGAUAAUACUAAUCUUGUUUUGGAUUCUCCUGUUAUCUAAAUAGUAGAACUUGGAUUACAAACAGUUGUUUAAAUGAAUUGUGCAUUAUGAGGAGAUGUUGGUGAUUAAAGCUGCUAUCCUAAAUCUAUGAAAAUGUAUAUGCAUUAGUACAGACUCUGUGCCCUUAUCCACCCUAUAGAUAACCAGUGGAUGAGUGAAAAGUAACGUAUGUAAAGAAAGAGAUCACCAUUAACAUAAUGUGUCUAGUGGAAGAACCAAUUAAAUAUAAAUUAAAUAUUAUUUUUCUAUACUCUGGCUUAAUUUUGACCAGAUACAAAUGCAGAUACAUGGCUGUUAUUGAGUUGUUGACACAUGAAAAUGGUAUAGUCACAUCUCAUAUUAGUCCUUUUAUUUUAUUCUGUUUUGUUUGCGCAGUAAAGCACCAAAAGAUAUUCUCUUAAUUUCUGGACAACCGAUUAGUCUGUGAAACAUGGAGGCUAAAGAAGAACUGAAGUCGCAGGUCUGUGAAUAAAGUAUUGCUUGAUGAUGUGUAUAUUUGACAUUGAAAAUAAUUGUGUGUAAAUAAUCUAUCACAAAAUAAAUAAUUAAAUCUGG